Messenger RNA from Dromiciops gliroides (monito del monte), 3379 nucleotides. Its product is annotated as zinc finger protein 271-like. The transcript is spliced from 5 exons. Gene Ontology annotation, biological process: regulation of transcription by RNA polymerase II. NCBI's taxonomy places the organism in Eukaryota, Metazoa, Chordata, Mammalia, Microbiotheria, Microbiotheriidae. Bases 47 to 2674 code for a protein of 875 amino acids. The record is from RefSeq and is a predicted model, not a curated record. Gene Ontology annotation, molecular function: DNA-binding transcription activator activity, RNA polymerase II-specific; RNA polymerase II cis-regulatory region sequence-specific DNA binding. Gene Ontology annotation, cellular component: nucleus.
CGGGACCGCGAGAGAAGCUGGGGCUGUGGGUCGUGGAGAAGCUUUGAUGACUCUGAUUGGCGGAGACGUGGCGGGCCCCCUCCCUCAUCCCUUAGUGCUCCUGCUCCAAUUGGGAAAUCUGGUCAUGCAUCCAGUGACAUUCGGGGAUGUGGCUGUGGACUUCUCACUGGAGGAGUGGAGAUGCCUGAGCCCAGCCCAGAGGAUGUUGUACCGGGACGUGAUGCUGGAGAACUAUGAGAACCUGGUCUCUGUGGGGCUUCCAGCGUCCAAACCUGAAGUGAUCUCCCAGUUGGAGAGAGGUGAAGUACCAUGGAUGCACAAGGCAGGUGUCCCCAGAGGCCCCUGCCCAGAUGACCUGAGUUGGGAUGCUAGGUGUGAAACCAAGGAUUCAGUUCUGACUGAGGGCAUUUGCCCAGGAACGUUGGCGCAAGAAAGAUUGCCACUGGAUAGUAACUGGUAUCCCAGGAUGGGAGAAUCUGAGGGACGGGAAGUUGAGUUAGAGAGACAGCAGGGCUGCCAGGAGAGACAGUCCCACCAAGUGACAACCACACCCCAAAGAGCUUUUAAUAUGGUGAGUGUACCUGAAUAUAGCACACUUAUUAAACAUUUUGGCCUGGGCCCAGUUCUUUUUCCACAGUGGAAAGCUGACAUGGGAGAAAGAUUCCAUAAGUAUAAUACACUUGGAAAGAAAGCCUUUGGCCAGAGAUUAAAUCUUAACAUACAGAAGAAAAUUCAUACUGGAGAAAACCCCUUUGAAUGUGAUAUAUGUUGGAAAACCUUCAGGAACAGGGAAACACUUAAUAAACAUCAGAGAACUCACACUGUAGUGAAAUUGUUUGAUUUUAAUGAAUGUGGAAAAGGCUUGAGUGAUGAGGGAAUGGUUAUUGGACGUCAGAAAUCUUCUGGAGUGAAACCCUUUGAAUGUAGUGAAUGCGGGAAAGCCUUCAGUGGGAAGGCUUACCUUAUUAUCCAUGAAAGAACUCAUACUGGAAUGAAACCUUUUGAAUGUGAUAAAUGUGGGAAAGCCUUCAUUCGGAAGGAAUACCUUAUUAGCCACCAGAGAACUCACAGUGGAGUGAAACCCUUUGAAUGUAAUGAAUGUGGAAAAGCCUAUAGUCAGAAGGGAAACCUGAUAAGCCAUCAGAGAAUUCACACUGGUGUGAAACCAUUUGAAUGUAAUGAAUGUGGAAAAGCCUUCAAUCAGAAGGGCUACCUUAUUAGUCAUCAGAGAACUCAUUCUGGACUGAAACCCUUUGAAUGUAAAGAAUGUGGGAAAGCCUUCACUGCUAAGAGAACCCUCAUUAGCCAUCAGAGAAUUCAUAGUGGAAUGAAGCCCUUUGGAUGUAAUGAAUGUGGGAAAACUUUCAGUGAGAGGGGUACCCUUAUUAGCCAUCAGAGAACCCAUACUGGAGUGAAACCCUUUGAAUGUAAUGAAUGUGGGAAAGCCUUCCUUCGGAAGGGUCACCUUAAUAGCCAUCAGAGAACUCAUACAGGAGUGAAACCCUUUAAAUGUAAUGAAUGUGGGAAAGCCUUCAGUCAGAAGGGACACCUCAUCAGCCAUCAGAGAAUUCAUACUGGAAUGAAGCCCUUUGGAUGUAACGAAUGUGGUAAAGCCUUCAGACAGAAGGUCCACGUUGCUGAACAUCAGAGAAUCCAUACAGGAGAGAAACCUUAUGAAUGUACUCAAUGUGGAAAGACGUUCAGGCACAGCUCUAGUCUUGCCGAACAUCAGAGAAUCCACACUGGAGAGAAACCUUAUGAAUGUAAUCAGUGUGGAAAGAGUUUCAGACACAGUUCUAGCCUUGCUGGACAUCAGAGAAUCCACACUGGAGAAAAACCUUAUAAAUGUAAUCAAUGUGGAAAAAGCUUCAGACGCAGUUGUAUUCUUGCUGAGCAUCAGCGAAUCCACACUGGAGAAAGACCUUAUGAAUGUAAUCAAUGUGGAAAGAGUUUCAGACAAAGUUCUAAUCUUGCUGAACAUCAGAGAAUCCACACUGGAGAAAAACCAUAUGAAUGUAAUCAGUGUGGAAAGAGUUUCAGACGGAGUUCCAGACUUGCUGAACAUCAGAGAAUCCACACUGGAGAGAAACCUUAUGAAUGUAAUUAUUGCAGAAAAACUUUCAGACAAAAGUUAUGUCUUGUUGCACAUCAGAGAAUCCACACUGGAGAGAAACUUUAUGAAUGUAAUCAGUGUGGAAAGACUUUUUCAAACACCUACUAUCUUGCUCUACAUCAGAGACUUCAUACCGGAGAGAAACCUUAUGAAUGUAAUCAAUGUGGAAAGGCUUUCACACAGAGCUGCAUCCUUGUUAGACAUCAGAGAAUCCACAAUGAAGAAAAACCUUUUAAAUGUGAUCAAUGUGGGAAGACUUUCAGACAUAGCUCUAAUCUUGGUAUACAUAGGAGAAUCCACACUGGAGAAAAGCCUUAUGAAUGUAAUCAAUGUGGAAAGACUUUCAGAGAGAAUGCCAAACUUGUUCUACAUCAGAGGAUCCAUACUGGAGAAAAACCUUAUACAUGUAAUCAAUGUGGGCAGACUUUCAGACAAAGCACCCAUCUUGCUAAACAUAAGAGUAUCCACACUGGAGAGAAACCUUAUGAAUGUAAUCAAUGUGGUAAAACUUUCCGGGAACAGUCAUUCCUUAUUUCCCAUAGGAGAAUCCAUAGUAGAUAGAAAUCAUCACUGUACCGAAUGAGGAAAGGCAUUCAAUGGGUGUAAUGGGCUUGUUAGACAUCAGAAUUCAUUCUGGGGACAAGCUCAAUAAGGACUCAAUGUGGGAAGACCUUCAGUCAGAGAUCAUCUUGUCUCUUGAUUCACAUCAGAGGAUUCAUAGUGCUUGACUUGAUAGAAGAGAGAGGUCCCUGAGACAUCAGAAUAAUCACAUGGGUAUUAAAAAAGCAAUGAUUGUGGGAGAGCCUUGACAUAGAGUUCAUAUUUGACUGUACUUGGGAGGAAUUAUGCUGGAGACAAAACCUAGGGAUCUAAUAAAUAAGGGAAGACCUCUUGUUCGAGCAUAUACCUAAUUUGCCAUCCCAAAUUUCAUGUGGUGCAUAAAGCCCUAUAAAUGGAAUGUAUUUUUCUAUGAAAUAUUGUUUUUCAACACACUUCAAGAAUAUUCCAUAGCAUUUAUCUACCAUUACUUCAUCCAACAUCCCGGAUUUGAUUAAUACUUAUUUCCUGUUCUUUGUUGAUAUAAAAACUUCUGGUAGAAAUAUUUUUGUAACUGUUGGGACAUUUAUUUCUGUAAUGAUUUCUUUAGGCUGCUAAGUGGCACAGUGGAUGGUGUUGCUCCUGCAGCCACAAGACCUGAGUUAAAAUUCAGUCUCUGAUACUUACUAGCUAUGUGAUACUGGGCAAAUCACUUAAGCCAUUAUUUUU